AUGGUCAAAAAACCAAAGAUACCACCGCCAGAGGACAUCGACGAUGCAGAGAGACCGUCAACAUCGCAUAAUGUCGCAGAUACAAGAUCGCACCCCGCCAGCUCGCUCCAGAACCAGCAGCAGCAUUUCCCUCUCAUCUUUGUCACAUCACCCCAAAGGAAGCUUCCGCGCGCAAUGCUCUCCUCGCGGGCAUUACCGCAAUUGGCUCCUCCGCGGUUUGCCAGCGUCAAACCACCAUCAAGUUCAAAGCGGAGCGAAGACGCAGCUCUUGAGAUACCGGCGACACUCACAGCAACACGUACGGGCAUGGACCAUGGAAAUGAGCAUGACUCAAAGUCGGACACCCACGCAAGAGGUUUACCGCGGACGUCAGCUACGAUGAGGACCACGGCGAUCCACAUUGCUGCAUCUAGCACUGGAGACCUGAUAUCCCUUCCGAGCGUCUCAAAGUCAGCGGAGCCGGAAAUCGGACUCGAUUCUUACGCGAUAUGUUUGAGCCCGUGGAUGGGCCAUGUCAAACCGCGGUCGCCACAGAAAGCGGCAAUAGCGAGGCGGAGACAACGGCUGAAACAGAGAAUAGACGAUGGGAUGCGUGCUAGCGAAUCCCGCGGCUCAUAUUCGGGCUCGCAGUCGGCAUCACGGUCUCAGACGCCGAUGAACGAUGGGAGUACGACGGGACUACUAUACCCAUCCGCGGGUGAUGCGCAUACACGCACCAACGAUCUGGCCAUUGUGGCGCAUACUCCUGCCCAUAGCCAUCGCAAGAGCGAGGGACGAAGGGACUCUGAGACACUCCCCCUAGGCGCCCCUAUGACAGCGGUGUUCGUCCUACCCCGUUUCCCCCAACACUACAAUCGAGCCCACUCAGCCGCGGGCAUCAGAGCUUCACGGCUAAGCACCGCCGCUCCACCACCCCGAAAACCGAACGCCCCACAGGAUCCCCUUCUCCCGCCGCUGGGCCCGUCUCAAUCAUCAGAAGAGCUCCAGCGCCCUCACACGCGCAUGCAUGAUGGACAACGCUGGCUCGUCGAAAACAUGCGCGGCGCAAGCUCCGACUCGUUCGAUGGGUCGUCAUCGUCGUUACCGGAGAUUGGAAGGGAUGCGUUGAUCGCAACGACGUCGAUAACGCCCUUACCUGCACAGAGGAUGAAGAAUAGGAGUAGUGGCGACAGACGGCCGGGACCGGUGUUGGGCAUGACGCCUGUGGUGGUGGCGGUGCAGAAGGAGCCGGAUGACGCUGGAUUGGUAGCUGGUACCGGCGUGGAAACAAGAAAGCCCCCAAAUCGGAGGAGACGACGUAGGAAAGGCAGUGGGCGGAGUAGCGCUGGCGCACGACGGGUCACUAUGCCUCCAAUAGCACCGCCAUCGCAACGGACCGGUCCUGCACGACCAUCGCCACAAGCAUCCUCACCAUCUCCCCAGCACGGCCCACCGCUCGUCUCCUACAGUAAAUCCACCCCUGCACAAACCCGAAAUAUGACAUCCCAAUCCCACAAACCAUCAGCAAACCCGUUAUCCACGUCCGUUCCAUCACUACCGUCCCUAUCCUCUGUAUCAUCCACAUCCCUCGUCGCGCCCGAAGUCUACCCUCAAUCCGAAGCGCACGGGCAAGUCCCCCCACCUCCGGCGCUGUAUCUUACGACUCUGUAUACGCGGAUCCGACCGCACACUCAGCAUAAGGAACAGAGCCAUCAGCAAGCGUGUAGUUCUAAACGGCAGGCACAGACGAAGGCUAAAGCGUUGGAAAGGCUGAUUGGAUUGCAGUACGCCCAUGGAGGGGAGGUUGUGGAGGAGACUGCCGAGUCGAGAUUCGAAGCUCGUCAAAUCAGAUCCGGCUCCCGUGGCCACUCCGGAUACGAGCCGCAUAACCCCACGACGAGCGGCAACGAUAAAGUGGGCCGAGGGUUGGCAAAACUGCUCAAAACCAAACCGCUAACGGGACAGCAUAAUCUCCCGCAUACACUCGGUGUAGAUCCCGGGACGGAGGUGGUAGUGGAGGCCGGUGGAUCGCUUGACGAAACGGACUUCGCUACAACGGAUAUCGGAUAA
Messenger RNA from Fimicolochytrium jonesii, 2049 nucleotides. RefSeq lists its product as uncharacterized. The transcript is spliced from 2 exons. The record is from RefSeq and is a predicted model, not a curated record. The coding region runs from base 1 to 2049 and encodes 682 amino acids. Lineage: Eukaryota; Fungi; Chytridiomycota; Chytridiomycetes; Spizellomycetales; Powellomycetaceae.